ACCAUGACCAAACCCAUCACAACUCAUCUCAUCACAUUCCAUACACACAUCCAUAGCAGCUUCAAGCUAAGGUGAUACUACUACAUUCAGAGAGAAGAAGCAGAAAGAGAUAAGAGGUUCUGAGAGAGACUGAGAGAGAUGGGGAGGGCACCUUGCUGUGACAAGGCAACAGUGAAGAAGGGGCCAUGGUCACCUGAGGAGGAUGCAAUGCUCAAGAACUACAUUGAGGAGCAUGGCACCGGUGGCAACUGGAUUGCACUGCCUCACAAGAUUGGGCUGAAGAGGUGUGGCAAGAGCUGCAGGCUAAGGUGGCUGAAUUACCUGAGGCCAAACAUAAAGCAUGGGGACUUCACCCCAGAGGAGGACAGCAUCAUCUGCAGCCUCUACAUUAGCAUAGGGAGCAGGUGGUCAAUCAUAGCAGCACAGCUGCCAGGGAGGACGGACAACGAUGUCAAGAACUACUGGAACACAAAGCUGAAGAAGAGACUCCUUGGCCGGCGCAAGGACCGCGGCGGCGGCCACCACCACCGCAGCCAGAGCACCGCCGACGAUCUUCCGGCCGGUGGUGACGGCGGCAUGAACGACGGCGGCGGCGGCGGCGGAGAGCGGUCGCUGAGCGCGUCGGCGAUGGAGAGGAUCCAGCUCUGCAUGCAGCUGCAGGAGCUGCAGAACCCACUGUCCAUCCACCACAACCCCUUGCUCUCUCAUCAGUGGCCAAGCAAGGCCACCAUUGAUGAUCAGAAUCACAACAAUGUCACUGUGGCUGAACAUGGAAUGUCAAGCUCUGUGAGCGACCACCACCGCCUCGAUGGGCAGCAGCUGGAGAGCGGCGCCGGCGCCGCCGCCAUGCAGCAGGCGUCGCCGUCGAGCGGCGGCGAGAACUCCAACGUCGUCGUCGCCAUCGAGGCCGAGCUCCAGGAGCUUCUCUACGCCGGCGGCGGCGCGAUCGUCGACGGCGGCGCGCCGCCGCAGGGGGAUGUGGACUGGUGGAGCUAUGAUCAGGGAAAGCAGUCACCUGUGACUUGCUGGGAUUUCACCCCUGAAACCAGCUCCAUCUUCCAGGAUUAUGCAACAGUUUAUGACAUCUGAAAAUUGUGAAGAGGUUUGAUAAGGAUGUUAAUUAGGGAGGUAAUAAUAAUAAUAAUAUAAAUAGGGAUUGUCUAGCCUUUGUGUUCUUUGAUCAGUGACACCUAAAACCAAACUGUAAGGAGUUUGUUGUAAGAAAUUUGUAGCAAGGGAUAAAUAAAAAGGUAUGGUAAAAAAUAUAUAUACCAGGUCCAAGAGAUGAUGUAAUCUUGGCACCAUUCUGUCAAA
Messenger RNA from Oryza sativa Japonica Group (Japanese rice), 1314 nucleotides. Lineage: Eukaryota; Viridiplantae; Streptophyta; Magnoliopsida; Poales; Poaceae. The record is from RefSeq and is a predicted model, not a curated record.